AUGCUGAGUCCACGGUGGCCUGGGGGCCCCGGGGGGCUUCGGCUGCUCCUCUGUUUCCUGCUGCUGAAUAGCCGCCCGGGCGACUGCAACGACAUUAAUGCCAACGAUGGCCAGAGGCAAGUGAAACUGAGCCAUCUCUGGCCCUUCCAAGGAUUUACCAUCCCAGUCUUCUGGCACUUACGAGAUGUAUUCCAGCAGAUUGUCCCCCAUGGACUGUUCUGGAAGAAUGACAUUACCCAGGAUGUGAUGCAGAAAAUGCCCCGACUCCACCCACCAGAUCUCUGUCAGAGGAAUAAGAAGGCAACUUCCCCCACUAAAUCUACUGGCAUGAGGGGCGAGCAAGAGGAGAAAAUUCUACUCUUAUUCCCUAAGAGCCCCACGACCAAGAUGAACAAGGAUCAGUGCUUCAACUCUAAAGUGGCCUCAAAGGGCCGGAAACAACAGGUGGCCACCCCUGCCAAGACCACCUGUGAGUAUCCAGAUGCGAGGCUGGGGGAGGGGUGGGAGCACAUGAUGCAAGAUUCGAGGAGCUUCUAA
Molecule: messenger RNA, 537 nt
Organism: Elephantulus edwardii (Cape elephant shrew)
Lineage: Eukaryota; Metazoa; Chordata; Mammalia; Macroscelidea; Macroscelididae
Gene: RESP18
Product: regulated endocrine-specific protein 18
Exons: 6
Coding region: 1-537 (178 amino acids)
Cellular component (GO): endoplasmic reticulum
Source: RefSeq, a predicted model, not a curated record